Closterium sp. NIES-65 is the source of this 978-nucleotide messenger RNA. Lineage: Eukaryota; Viridiplantae; Streptophyta; Zygnematophyceae; Desmidiales; Closteriaceae. The record is from the annotation of a GenBank genome assembly.
AUGCGCUCGGUCUUGUCAUGCGCUCGCUCAUGUUAUGUGCUCGCUCUUGUCAUGCGCUUGCUCUUGUCAUGCGCUCGCUCAUGUCAUGCGCUCGCUCUUGUCAUGCGCUCGCUCUUGUCAUGCGCUCGAUCUUGUCAUGCGUCGCUCUUGUCAUGCGCUCGCUCUUGUCAUGCGCUCGCUCUUGUCAUGCGCUCGCUCAUGUCAUGCGCUCGCUCUUGUCAUGCGCUCGCUCUUGUCAUGCGCUCGCUCUUGUCAUGCGCUCGCUCUUGGCAUGCGCUUGCUCUUAUCAUGCGCUCGCUCUUGGCAUGCGCUCGCUCCUGUCAUGCGCUCGCUCUUGUCAUGCGCUCGCUCUUGUCAUGCGCUCGCUCUUGUAAUGCGCUCGCUCUUGUCAUGCGCUCGCUCUUGUCUGCUGCUCUUGGCAUGCGCUCGCUCUUGUCAUGCGCUCGCUCUUGCGCUGUCAUAAUCAAGUCUGCACCCGAACGGGUGGCGGGCACGCCCAAUGGCCCCGCGGCAUUCCAGCAGUUCCCCCUCGACACGGUCGCCCGCGCCACCAACGAUUGGGCCACGGCCAACCUGCUGGAACCCUCUGUUGUGCAGGUGGCGCAGAUGGCCACGAAGCACCACCCCGAUUUGGUGCGCCUGCUGGGGUUGGCAGUGGGAGGUGACGUGCACACGCGCGUGGAGAACGUGCUGCUCUACGAGUUCGUUGCCAACGGGGACCUCGAGCGCUGGAUGGGCCCAGAUACUGCCUUUCCUCAUGUGCCCCCCCUCCGUCCGGCCCUUCCCCCAGACGCGCCCACACCGCUGAGCCUGCAACAGAGGCUGGAUAUCCUGGUGGGGGCGGUGCGCGGGGUGGAGUAUCUGCACUCGUUCGGCAUCGUGUAUCGCGACAUCAAGCCCGCCAAUAUCAUGCUCGAUGCCCACAUGCAGGUCAGUGCGCCAUGCAGGUCAGUGCGCCAUGCAGCCCAAGGUGGCUGA